UCAUCCUACAAAAUGGAAGGCUGUACUCACAAACUACAAGUUACUUUAAAUUGGUAAUUUUUUUUCACCUUGGGGCAUGUGUGACCAAUGAUAAAUAGUGUUUCCCAAGAAGCGAAGAUCAACGAUUUGAAGUCGAAUGGACCAAGAAAAGGGGCUUGCUAACUUGUCACAAAUAUAAAGGAAAUUGACAACAACGUUACUGUAUUACGUCCCCCUGUCAUAUAUCGUCGAUACUUUAUGAAAUUUGAGAAAAAAGCUAUUUCUUUAACAAAUAUCCAGGAUAGCAUAGCUUCAAGAUUCUUGUUUUCGUUGCUGCAUUGGCUGAUGCUGAUUUUAGUAUUUAGAAAUUUUAGUAUUUAAACUUUUGUUGCAUUCAUCUGGCACGAGAACCAUCGAUACUGAUAGAUCAAACGAAUGUGGGCCUGUAUCAAUGAAACAGAUGGGAACUAAAGUUAUUUAUUUCACCAUCAGUGGGAGAAAUGAACAAGCAGAGUUUAGGGUUGAUGCACUUUCAGAAGAUGUAAAAGAUUGUUUUCGAUGUGCAGCAGAAGCAGGCCCAUAUGACAUUUUAAAGUUAUACAACUUUAAAGGAAAUCUUGUAAAUAUUUCACCAUCAUUGCCUGAAAAUACAUCCAAUGAGCGUUAUAAAUUAGAGGUUGUUGCUGCACACUGCGGACAUUGUGGAAAAGAUCUGCAUGGUUUAGAUGUGGAAGAUGUGGACAAUCGUCUACAAAAAUUAGAAAAACAUGUUUUCGUAGAUGAAGGUGGCCUGCCAGCUGAGUUAAUAUCUCUAAAAAAUAGAGUUGACAAUUUUAAAAUGAAACUAGAGAAUGUAGAACAUUUAAGUUGGCUUGGUUUAUUCAAGGACAUGAAUAUUGGACCAUCUGCUCUACCAUAUAAUUCUGGUGGAGAUGAUGCUAGUACAAAAAGAACUGAAAAAGAAUACCAGCAUGUCCUUGACAGUUUCCUUAAAAUGGGGAGUGGACUAAUGUCUGAAGAUGUGUUGGACAAGUUGCGUAUGCCGACAUUUGACAACUGGCAAUGGGAAGAUGCUGAAAUGAUGUUUUUAGUGCAGCAAAUGUUUGUUGAUCUUGGCUUGGUAGAAACAUUUCAUAUUGAGAUGCCAAAGCUGCAACAGUUUAUUUUUGAGGUGUAUAAACAUUACAACUUGGUUCCAUUUCAUAAUUUCAGACAUAGUUUUUGUGUUACCCAAAUGAUGUAUGGUAUGAUAUGUUUGAGUGGUGUCAAUACAAUGAUAGCACCACACGAAGUUCUAAUCAUGUUAGUGUCAGCAUUCUGUCACGAUCUUGAUCACCCAGGCUAUAAUAAUGUGUACCAAGUUAAUGCAAGGACAGAGUUAGCAAUUCGAUACAACGAUAUUUCACCAUUAGAAAACCACCAUGCAGCAGUAGCUUUCGAUAUCCUGAGUCAGCAACGAUGUAACAUAUUUAGCAAUAUCAAACAAGAUUUAUACAAAAAAAUUCGCGAAGGAAUCAUAAAGUUAAUUCUGGCGACCGAUAUGGCUAGACAUAACGAGUUAUUGAACGAAUUCAAAGGAAUUAUGGAAGGUGAAUUUGAUUGGCUUUCAAGUGAUCACAGACUGUCGAUGUUAAAGAUGUUUAUUAAAGCUGCAGAUGUUUCAAACGAAACACGCCCUAUGGAUGUUUCUGAACCUUGGCUUGAAUGUUUGUUACAAGAGUUCUUUCAACAGAGUGAUGCAGAGAAGUUGGAAGGCUUGCCGACUGCUGCUUUUAUGGACCGAGAGAAAGUGACAAAGUCAUCGGCGCAGAUUGGUUUCAUCAAAUUUGUAUUGAUUCCACUCUAUGAAAUCCUUUCUGUGUUAUUUCCUGAUUUCGAGGAAUUUCUCCUUAAGCCUAUCCAAAAAGCUUUCGAUUACUACGUGGAGAUGGGACGUGAAAUGGAGGAAGAGAAACGCGAGAAACAAGAGAAGCAAGCCAAAAAGUUUAGCGCGGACGAUGAACGAAAACUCGAUAUAGAGAUUAGCCGGAAACUUAGUAGAGAGUUUGAUAUACGAUUAACUGCAGAGAUACAAAAAAAAUUCUCGGAAGAUAAAGAGCGAAAAUUAAGCGGAGAUUUUCGACAUCUUAACGGUAGUGGAAAUAACAGUCGUAAAGUUUCACAGGACAGAAAAGUGAGCGACUACCACACUCCACCGCAGUUCUCCUCACCGCCCACCUCAAACAAUCCAUCGCCUUUGCCUUCACACAAUAAAAUAGACGAACAUUAUGUAAACGAUAAGCCCAACGAAGAAGAGACGCAUGAUCUUAAAGUUUCUUCAAAAACUGUGUUUAUUGCGUUUAACGAUCAAAAGGUAGGGAGCGGUAGAAAGUUUAGUGGUAAACAAAGGAACAGCGUGGAGGAAAAACCUUUUCUUUCUAAUGGCGUCGUAGUAGUGGAAAAUGCAACAUGAAGUGUUUUUGUUCGUGCAAACUAAAGCUCAAUCAAAGAUCUGGAGAAUAAGUUGUUCACUCUUCUUCGCUGCAGUCGUAGAACUGACAGAAGACUUUCGGAAACACUGGCGUUAAUUUGUUACAAGUUCAGUUAAUAUAUCGUACGUAAGAAAGAGCGAUCAAGAAAUUCAUUUUUACAAAGAUUAUAAAUACAAUUUAAUUUUAUGAUGGUUCUUAAUAAUGUUGUUGUUGUUGUUGUUGUUGUUGUUAUUGUUGUCGUCGUCGUCGUUGUUGUUGUUGUUGUUGUUGUCGUUGCUGAUCCAAAAUUUAUUUUGUUUCGUGUAUUGAUCAGGUAGCUAGAGCUCCUCCAAUGAUCAUGUCAAGUGUGUACACUUCCGUGCAUGAUGUGAUCAUCACACGGACAUAUUAACGAGCUUCCUCUAUCUGCAGUACUGGUAGUGUUCGCACUUGCAUGAAAAAGAUCUAAUAUAAGUUAUAAAAUUGAAGAUAGUAAGAUAGUAUACGUAUAUAACUCGCAGUGGUGUUAGAUAAUGUUGUGUCUGAAAAUAGCACCUCGUUUCCAGGGCACAGCAUCUUUUACAGGUAACAAAGUUUCUGUUUGUAUUUAGAUGCACUUCUACGCUUAUUUAUUUGUUUCGGAGUUGAUGUAGCACUCUCCUUCGUUUUUUAGAUGUAUUCUUGUUCUCCGUUAUAUCUGGGUUUUUUUAAUGCAUUUAUUUCAAGCUUCGCUGCAUUUAAAAAAUGACUUUUAGUUUAUCUAUUACUCGAGAUUAUAAUGUCUUGUUACGCGUUUUAAUUCGUAAUAAUUUAGCACGUUUUCGAUGUAAAAUGAAGAGAGGGUUGAGUUUUAAAACGAUAUCGUAAAUGCUCAAUUGAGCACCCCGGGCGCUUAUUUAAAAUUUUGACUUUAAGAGUGGGCGUAAAUCGAGAGGGGCGCUUAUAAAUAAAUCUCAUUUUUGUGUCGUGAAAUACAAAAACAGAAGAUAUAUGUAGUCCGUGAGUGUAAAUUAAAUGUUUGUGGUUGAAUUCUUUCUGCGUCAAUGAAAUAAUAGCGUACUGCUUAAACAAAGGAGACCAAAAAAUAUAAAUAUUUUUCCAUGAAAUUUCGUGCGGUUGAUAAUUAUAAGAACAAGUCUGUUUUGAGUAAAAGGUUUUUUCUAAUAUCCAACUAUUUGAAUGAGUCCUUCUUAACUUUUUUAAUAUAUUCAAACAACCGCCCCUGAGCGUUUAUUCCAAGAAGGGCGCUUAAUCGAGCAUUUACGGUAAAUAUUAUAUUUUGAGGAUCAAAGAUUAUAUAUAUGAGGUCAUGUAAAGCUGACAAUGAAUAAAACUCGAAACUUGAUAAA
Hydractinia symbiolongicarpus is the source of this 3778-nucleotide messenger RNA. Its product is annotated as high affinity cGMP-specific 3',5'-cyclic phosphodiesterase 9A-like. Gene Ontology annotation, biological process: cGMP catabolic process. The coding region runs from base 431 to 2431 and encodes 666 amino acids. The transcript has 13 exons. The record is from RefSeq and is a predicted model, not a curated record. Gene Ontology annotation, molecular function: 3',5'-cyclic-GMP phosphodiesterase activity. NCBI's taxonomy places the organism in Eukaryota, Metazoa, Cnidaria, Hydrozoa, Anthoathecata, Hydractiniidae.